AUGCAAGACAAUAAUUUAUUGUUUUCUGGUAAUAAUUCUAGCAGAAAACAUGCUUCUAUUAAAUCACAGAGUGAAAUAUCCUAUUCACAGAGGAAAAAUAAUCGGAUUGACUUGCAAAAACAAGCACAUAAACAAAAGAGAAAUCAAUUAUUGGAGCAAUUAAAAAGAAGAAAGGUUUCCGACACUGUAAAUGAUGAUGCCACCCAAGGAAGUGAUUAUGUAUAUAAUAUUGGAGUAUUUUGCAAUGUUUUACUUUCACAAGAGUCUUCAAUUCCUCAAAAAAUCAAUGCAAUGAAACAAUCGAGAAUUAUCUUGUCAAAAUGUGAUCCCGAUACUUUGACAAAUAUUUUGGAAAAGAAUGAUCAAUUUAUUAAUCUAUUACAUCAAUAUUUAACUUGUAAAUAUUCCGAGUUGCAGUUGGAAUCUGCAUGGUGCAUUACAAAUAUAGCUGCUAUGAAGGAUGAAAGUGUUUCAUUUUGCAUUCCUACUCUGAUACAAUUGAUUUCAAAUUCAUUCUUGGAUGUGGUAUUACAAGAACAGUGUAUAUGGGCUCUUGGAAAUAUUUCUCUGGGAUUUUAUAAUAAUACUCCUCUAUCGACUGUUAUUAUACAGAAUGGUGCUAUUCAAUAUCUGUCUAAUACUAUCAGAACAUGUAGAGCCAAAGAAAUUCUCAAAACAACUUUAUGGUGCGUAUCGAAUAUUAUUAGAAACGAGAUUUUACAUAUGAAACACAAUACACCAGAACAUAAUCAGCAAAUAUUUGGAUGUCUUGGUCAACUGUAUGAACCAAUAAUUUACCAAUUACUGAAAAGAAAUUUGAGUGAUGAUGGAAACAUUUCAGAUUUGUUAUAUGUGUUAAGCUAUUUAACUGCUUAUCCUCUCACUGACAUGAGCAACUCUACAAAUUUUGUUCAAAUAUUUAUCAAAUAUUUAACCCCACAAAAACAAGAAUUUAUAACACCAAUUAUACGGAUUAUUGGAAAUAUAUUUUGCUCUUACAACUUAUUUUCAGCAUUGGAUCAGAACUUAUCUUUAGAAUUAAUGAACUUGUUGUCUAACAUUCCAGAUAAAAACAAGGAAUGGUGCUACAUGAUGGGAAAUAUAUCUUCGUAUGAGGAAAUCAAUGAGAUUCUCAUUCAACAAUAUCACCUUCUUAAUAUUGUAAUAGAUACUCUCAAAAUAGCCAUCAAUUCUGAUAUUUCGAACAAUAGCGAAUUGGUGCGUGAGACUGUCUAUACUAUAAUCAACCUGACAACAGCUAAUCAUAACAAAUACCUAACUAAGGAAAUAUUGGAACUGAUUCAACGAGUAGCUCAAACCUAUACAUUUGACGAGAAUGAAAAUAAUCAACAAUUCAAAAUGGUUCUUACACAAUUCUUCGACUAUGCUUCCAGAUUACAAUAA
This is a messenger RNA of Naegleria gruberi, 1404 nucleotides long. RefSeq lists its product as uncharacterized. Gene Ontology annotation, cellular component: nucleus. Gene Ontology annotation, biological process: NLS-bearing protein import into nucleus. The transcript has a single exon. The record is from RefSeq and is a predicted model, not a curated record. Gene Ontology annotation, molecular function: nuclear import signal receptor activity; protein binding. NCBI's taxonomy places the organism in Eukaryota, Heterolobosea, Eutetramitea, Acrasida, Naegleriidae. Bases 1 to 1404 code for a protein of 467 amino acids.